This is a messenger RNA of Orycteropus afer afer, 7464 nucleotides long. RefSeq names its product dynein axonemal heavy chain 5. Gene Ontology annotation, biological process: microtubule-based movement. The transcript has 43 exons. Gene Ontology annotation, molecular function: dynein light intermediate chain binding; dynein intermediate chain binding; minus-end-directed microtubule motor activity. Lineage: Eukaryota; Metazoa; Chordata; Mammalia; Tubulidentata; Orycteropodidae. Bases 1 to 7464 code for a protein of 2487 amino acids. The record is from RefSeq and is a predicted model, not a curated record. Gene Ontology annotation, cellular component: dynein complex.
AUGGCACAGGAGAGUGAGUAUCAUUGGGUUGGCCGUAGCAACAAUAAUGAGAACAGUGUUAGUGCGGCAGCUGGUGGAGUCAGGUACAACAUGCCCUUCAAAGCCCAGAUUCAGAAAUGGGUGCAGUACCUUUCUAACUCCACCGACAUCAUCGAGAGCUGGAUGACUGUGCAGAACUUGUGGAUUUACUUAGAAGCUGUCUUUGUGGGAGGAGACAUUGCCAAGCAGCUGCCCAAGGAAGCUAAGCGCUUUUCCAACAUAGAUAAGUCUUGGGUGAAGAUCAUGACUCGCGCACAUGAAAUGCCAAAUGUGGUUCAUUGCUGUGUUGGAGAUGAGACCAUGGGGCAGCUUUUACCACACUUACUGGAGCAGCUGGAGAUAUGCCAGAAAUCCCUUACUGGGUGUUACAUCACGUUGGCUCAAGCUUUGGGGAUGAGUAUGGGGGGAGCUCCUGCCGGACCUGCAGGGACAGGCAAAACAGAAACAACCAAAGAUAUGGGACGAUGUCUUGGGAAAUAUGUCGUGGUUUUCAAUUGUUCAGACCAGAUGGAUUUCCGAGGACUUGGACGGAUUUUUAAAGGACUGGCACAGUCUGGAUCCUGGGGUUGUUUUGAUGAAUUUAACCGUAUCGAUCUACCGGUUCUCUCAGUUGCGGCUCAGCAAAUUUCCAUCAUUCUGACUUGUAAAAAGGAGCGUAAAAAAUCUUUUAUUUUUACUGAUGGAGAUAAUGUGACAAUGAACCCUGAAUUUGGACUUUUUCUAACCAUGAAUCCUGGCUAUGCUGGGCGGCAGGAACUUCCGGAAAACCUGAAGAUUAACUUCCGCUCCGUGGCCAUGAUGGUCCCCGACCGUCAGAUUAUCAUACGGGUGAAGUUGGCGAGUUGUGGCUUCAUUGACAACAUCGUUCUGGCCAGGAAGUUUUUCACGCUCUACAAGCUGUGCGAAGAGCAGCUGUCUAAGCAGGUGCAUUAUGACUUUGGUCUACGUAACAUUCUGUCAGUGCUGAGGACACUGGGAGCCGCGAAAAGAGCCAGCCCCACAGAUACAGAAUCCACUAUAGUCAUGCGUGUUCUACGGGAUAUGAAUCUCUCUAAACUGAUUGAUGAAGAUGAACCCUUAUUUUUGAGUUUGAUUGAAGAUCUCUUUCCGAAUAAUCUUCUGGAUAAAGCAGGAUAUCCUGAACUGGAAACAGCAAUUAGUAGAUGGGUUGAAGAAGCUGGUUUAAUCAACCACCCUCCUUGGAAACUCAAAGUCAUCCAGUUAUUUGAAACGCAGAGGGUGAGGCAUGGAAUGAUGACCCUGGGGCCCAGUGGGGCUGGAAAAACGACCUGCAUCCACACCUUGAUGAAAGCCAUGACAGAUUGUGGAAAACCACACCGGGAAAUGAGGAUGAAUCCCAAAGCGAUUACAGCUCCACAGAUGUUUGGUCGGCUUGAUGUGGCCACAAAUGACUGGACAGAUGGAAUAUUUUCUACACUUUGGAGGAAAACAUUGAGAGCUAAGAAAGGGGAACAUAUCUGGAUAGUUCUUGACGGUCCAGUAGAUGCCAUCUGGAUUGAAAAUCUGAAUUCUGUUUUGGAUGAUAACAAAACUCUGACUCUUGCCAAUGGUGAUCGGAUCCCCAUGGCUCCAAACUGCAAGAUUGUUUUUGAACCUCAUAACAUCGACAAUGCCUCUCCUGCCACAGUCUCAAGAAAUGGAAUGGUUUUCAUGAGCUCUUCUGUCCUCAGCUGGAGUCCUAUUCUUGAGGGUUUUCUUAAAAAGCGCUCGCCUCAAGAAGCUGAGGUUCUACGUCAGCUGUACACCAAGUCCUUUCCAGACCUGUAUCGCUUCAGUGUUCAGAACCUGGAACACAAGAUGGAGAUGCUCGAAGCCUUUGUCAUCCUGCAGAGUACUCAUAUGCUUCAAGGCCUGAUCCCUCCGAAGGAGCAGGGUGGGGAGGUCACGUCUGAGCACCUGGAACGGCUGUACGUCUUCUCGUUGAUGUGGAGCGUUGGGGCCGUGCUGGAACUGGAUGGCCGGCGCAGGGUGGAGCACUGGCUGCGCUCCCAGGACUCGGUGACCUUGGACCUGCCGACACUGGCAGGCGCAGAAGACACCAUGUUUGACUAUUACGUGACAUCAGAUGGUAAAUGGAUGCACUGGAACACAUGCACUGAGGAGUACGUGUAUCCGUCUGACACAACCCCGGAAUAUGGCUCCAUCCUGGUGCCAAAUGUCGACAACGUGAGGACUGACUUUCUCAUUAAAACCAUCGCCAAACAGGGCAAGGCUGUGCUGUUAAUUGGUGAGCAAGGAACAGCCAAAACUGUGAUCAUCAAGGGAUUUAUGUCCAAAUACGAUCCUGAAAGUCACAUGAUCAAGAGUCUGAACUUUUCUUCUGCAACCACCCCAUUGAUGUUUCAGGUUACUAAUGAGAUAGUACGACAACUGAUGGAGCAGAAUGGGUUCUAUAACCUUGAGAAGCCUGGCGAGUUCACCAGCAUUGUGGACAUCCAGUUUUUGGCUGCCAUGAUCCAUCCUGGGGGUGGACGCAAUGACAUACCACAAAGACUCAAAAGGCAGUUCUCUAUAUUUAACUGCACGCUGCCCUCCGAUGCUUCCAUGGACAAGAUCUUUGGUGUCAUUGGGGUAGGCUUCUACUGCACCCAGAGGGGUUUCUCAGAAGAAGUGCGAGACUCUGUGGCCAAACUGGUGCCCCUGACACGUCAGCUAUGGCAGAUGACCAAGAUGAAAAUGCUCCCUACCCCUGCAAAAUUCCAUUAUGUAUUUAACCUUCGAGAUCUUUCCAGGAUCUGGCAGGGAAUGCUGAAUAUGACCUCUGAGGUUAUCAAGGAAUCAGAUGAGCUGUUAAGGCUGUGGAAGCAUGAAUGUAAACGUGUCAUAGCUGACCGGUUCACGGUGUCUGAGGAUGCAGCCUGGUUUGAUGAGGCUUUAGUCAGUUUGGUGGAGGAGGAGUUUGGUGAAGAGAAAAAACUUAUUGUCGAUUGUGGAAUUGAUGCUUAUUUUGUGGAUUUCUUGAGGGAUGCGCCUGAAGCUGCAGGUGAAGCAUCUGAGGAGGCUGAUGCUGAAAUGCCCAAAAUUUAUGAGCCAAUUGAGUCCUUUCAUCACCUGAAGGAGCGUUUGAACAUGUUCCUGCAGCUGCAUGAUGAGAGCACCCGCGGAGCUGGCAUGGACAUGGUGUUCUUUGCAGAUGCGAUGGUUCACUUAGUCAAGAUCUCUCGGGUUAUUCGUACUCCCCGGGGCAACGCCCUCCUCGUUGGUGUGGGCGGAUCUGGGAAGCAGAGCUUGACAAGAUUGGCUUCAUUCAUUGCUGGCUACUCUUCCUUCCAGAUCACUCUGACAAGCCAUCAGAGGGUGUCUGAACACUUCCUCUCGUCCUAUGAUAUUGACUGCAGUUUGGAAACCAAGAAGGAGGUGGUCCAGUGCAUGGGCUCCUUUCAGGAUGGAGUGGCUGAGAAGUGUGUGGAUUAUUUCCAGCGAUUCCGACGUUCUACCCAUGUGACGCCCAAAUCAUACCUGUCCUUUAUCCAGAGCUAUAAGUUCAUCUAUGGAGAAAAGCAUGCAGAAGUACAAACCCUGGCCAACAGAAUGAAUACUGGAUUGGAAAAACUAAAAGAAGCUUCAGAAUCAGUUGCAGCCCUGAGCAAAGAACUAGAAGUGAAAGAAAAGGAGCUACAAGUGGCCAAUGAAAAAGCCGACACGGUAUUAAAAGAAGUGACAAUGAAAGCCCAGGCUGCUGAAAAGGUCAAGGCUGAGGUCCAGAAGGUGAAGGACAAAGCCCAGGCUAUUGUAGACAGCAUCUCUAAAGAUAAGGCCAUUGCUGAAGAAAAACUGGAAGCAGCAAAACCAGCUUUAGAAGAAGCAGAGGCAGCAUUGCAGACCAUCAAGCCCUCCGACAUUGCGACUGUCCGCACGCUGGGCCGACCCCCACACCUCAUCAUGAAGAUCAUGGACUGUGUGCUGCUGCUGUUUCAAAGGAAAGUCAAUGCAGUGAAAGUGGACCUGGAGAGAAGCUGUACAGUCCCUUCCUGGCAGGAAUCUUUAAAACUGAUGACGGCAGGGAACUUUCUACAGAACUUACAGCAAUUCCCCAAAGACACAAUCAAUGAAGAAGUGAUAGAAUUUUUGAGUCCUUACUUUGAAAUGGCAGACUAUAACAUCGAAACAGCCAAACGUGUAUGUGGGAAUGUGGCUGGUCUUUGUUCCUGGACUAAAGCCAUGGCUUCUUUCUUUUCCAUCAACAAAGAGGUGUUGCCUCUGAAGACCUUACUUGAAGAUGCGGAGCGGUGUAGACAUAAGAUGCAGACAGCAUCAACAUUGAUCAGUGGCUUGGCAGGUGAAAAGGAAAGAUGGACAGAGCAAAGUAAAGAGUUUGCUGCACAAACUAAAAGACUCGUAGGGGAUGUGUUGUUGGCUACAGCUUUUCUCUCCUAUUCUGGUCCAUUUAACCAAGAGUUUCGCAAUCUGUUGUUAAACGACUGGCAGAAGGAGAUGAAAGCCCGGAAAAUUCCAUUUGGCAACGAUCUAAAUCUCAAUGAGAUAUUGAUUGAUGCUCCUACUAUUAGUGAGUGGAACCUCCAAGGUCUGCCAAAUGAUGACCUGUCCAUCCAGAAUGGGAUUAUUGUCACAAAGGCUUCUCGCUACCCGUUGUUAAUUGACCCACAGACUCAAGGCAAGAUCUGGAUUAAAAAUAAAGAAAGCCUAAAUGAACUCCAGAUCACAUCUCUAAAUCACAAGUACUUCAGAAACCACCUGGAGGACAGUCUUUCUCUUGGAAGGCCCUUGCUUAUUGAAGAUGUUGGGGAGGAACUAGAUCCAGCCCUGGACAAUGUUUUAGAAAGAAACUUCAUUAAAACUGGGUCUACGUUUAAGGUGAAAGUUGGUGACAAGGAAGUUGAUGUUAUGGAUGGCUUCAGACUCUACAUCACCACCAAGCUUCCCAAUCCAGCCUACACUCCUGAGAUCAGUGCUCGUACUUCCAUCAUUGACUUCACUGUCACUGUGAAAGGCCUAGAAGAUCAGUUACUGGGGAGGGUCAUUCUCACAGAGAAGCAGGAAUUGGAGAAAGAAAGAACUCAUCUUAUGGAAGACAUUACUGCAAACAAAAGAAAGAUGAAGGAACUAGAAGAUAAUUUGCUUUACCAUCUGACAAGCACUCAGGGGUCUCUGGUGGAAGACGAGAGUCUUAUUACUGUGCUGAGUAACACGAAAAAGACAGCUGAGGAGGUGACACAGAAGCUGGAGAUUUCUGCUGAGACAGAAAUUCAAAUUAACUCUGCCCGGGAGGAAUACAGGCCUGUUGCUACAAGGGGCAGCAUCCUCUACUUCCUCAUCACGGAGAUGAGCUUGGUUAAUGAGAUGUAUCAGACCUCACUGCGCCAGUUUCUUGGCUUGUUUGACCUUUCCUUAGCCAGGUCUGUCAAGAGCCCAAUUACAAGCAAGAGGAUUGCUAAUAUCAUCGAACACAUGACCUACGAGGUCUAUAAGUAUGCUGCCCGAGGGCUGUACGAAGAGCACAAAUUCCUGUUUACCUUGUUGCUCACCCUGAAGAUCGACGUCCAGAGGAAUCGCAUCAAGCAUGAAGAGUUUCUCACCCUGAUUAAAGAAUGGAUCCUGGACAUGACCUGGCUGAAUUUGGUGGAACUCAGCAAACUGAGACAGUUUUCAGAUGUUCUUGAUCAGAUUUCAAGAAAUGAGAAAAUGUGGAAAACUUGGUUUGAUAAGGAAAACCCUGAAGAGGAGCCUCUUCCAAAUGCCUAUGAUAAAUCUCUUGAUUGUUUCAGACGUCUUCUCCUUAUUAGGUCCUGGUGUCCUGAUAGAACCAUUGCCCAGGCCCGCAAAUACAUCAUGGACUCCAUGGGCGAAAAGUAUGCUGAAGGUGUUAUCCUGGACUUGGAAAAGAUGUGGGAGGAAUCUGAUCCUCGAACACCACUCAUCUGUCUCUUGUCUAUGGGCUCAGACCCCACGGAUUCCAUCAUCGCCUUGGGGAAGAGACUGAAAAUAGAAACCCGCUAUGUGUCCAUGGGCCAGGGCCAGGAGGUCCAUGCUCGCAAGCUCUUGCAGCAGACCAUGGCCAAUGGAGGAUGGGCACUUUUGCAGAACUGCCACCUGGGACUUGACUUCAUGGAUGAGCUCAUGGACGUAAUCACAGAGAUGGAAAUCAUACAUGACGCUUUCCGCCUAUGGAUGACCACCGAGGUUCAUAAGCAGUUCCCCAUUACACUCCUUCAGAUGGCCAUUAAAUUUGCCAAUGAGCCCCCACAGGGGCUGCGGGCAGGACUGAAAAGAACAUAUGGCGGCGUGAGCCAAGACCUGCUCGACGUGAGCACCAUGGUCCAGUGGAAGCCCAUGCUGUACGCGGUGGCUUUCCUGCACUCCACAGUCCAGGAGAGGCGGAAGUUUGGUCCACUUGGCUGGAAUAUACCCUACGAGUUCAAUCAAGCAGACUUCAAUGCUACAGUGCAGUUCAUUCAAAACCACUUGGAUGACAUGGACAUCAAAAAGGGAGUCUCCUGGAUCACCGUCCGCUACGUGAUAGGAGAGAUUCAGUAUGGAGGACGAGUCACUGAUGACUAUGAUAAGAGAUUGUUGAACACCUUUGCUAAGGUUUGGUUCAGUGAAAGUAUGUUUGGACCUGAUUUCAGCUUUUAUGAAGGAUACAAUAUUCCAAAAUGCAGCACCGUGGAGAACUAUCUUCAGUAUAUCCAGAGUUUACCGGCCUAUGACAGCCCCGAGGUGUUCGGGCUGCACCCCAAUGCUGACAUCACCUACCAGAGCAAGCUGGCCAAGGAUGUGCUGGACACCAUUCUUGGCAUCCAACCCAAAGACAGUUCUAGUGGAGGAGAUGAGACCCGAGAGGCUGUGGUGGCCCGGCUAGCUGAGGAUAUGCUGGAGAAGCUGCCCAUGGACUACAACCCGUUUGAAGCAUCUUGGGGUUCAAGUACAUUGGGUUUCUGGCUUACUGAACUUCUGGAAAGAAAUCGCCAGUUUACGUCCUGGGUUUUCAGUGGCCGGCCCCACUGCUUUUGGAUGACGGGCUUUUUCAACCCCCAAGGAUUUUUAACUGCUAUGCGCCAGGAAGUAACUCGUGCCAACAAAGGUUGGGCUCUGGACAAUAUGGUGCUUUGUAACGAAGUCACCAAAUGGAUGAAGGACGACAUCUCUGCUCCUCCAAUCGAGGGUGUCUAUGUCUAUGGCUUAUAUCUGGAAGGUGCUGGCUGGGACAAAAGAAACAUGAAACUCACUGAAUCAAAACCGAAAGUGCUCUUUGAGUUGAUGCCUGUCAUCAGGAUUUUUGCAGAAAACAACACUCUCAGGGAUCCUCGACUUUACUCCUGCCCCAUCUACAAGAAGCCGGUUCGGACAGACUUGAACUACAUCGCCGCCGUGGAGCUCAGGACGACACAGCCCCCUGAACACUGGGUGCUCCGUGGGGUUGCCCUUCUCUGUGAUGUCAAGUAA